AUGAAACAAAUUCAGUCCGCAGCAAAGACCAACUCGAUUGCGGUAUUUCUGGGCUUCUCGGAAAAUGAUAACAACUCUGCCUAUAUUGCGCAGGUGCUCAUUGGCCCUGAUGGACAAAUCGUGUCGCAUCGUCGGAAGAUGAAGCCCACUCAUAUGGAGCGCACGAUCUUCGGCGAUGCCUCGGGUGAAUGCUUUGCAAGUGUUGCAGAGCUUCCCUUUGCACGAGAUAUUCAUGUUUCCGCCUGGCCGAGCUUGACACCUCAUUCUGGUGGACCGGAAUUAUGGUCUAUGUCUGCUGAAGGGUGUCACGCUCAAUCACAGACCUACGCGAUGGAGUCACAAAGCUUUGUACUUCACUACACAGCUUUGAUCACCGAGGCUGGUGUUGAGAAGAUGAAGACUUCGGGUGGCAUGGGAAUGUCAUCCCCAGGCGGCGGCAGCUCUGCUAUAUUUGGGCCCGAUGGAAGGAGAUUGACGGAGCCGGUGAAUAGCACGACUGAGACUAUUAUCUACAGUGAUCUUGACCUUGACCAGAUCAUUGCAACAAAGCUUUUCGCAGAUGCCACAGGCCACUAUAGUCGCCCAGACCUCAUGUCGCUGAGCGUAUGUACGCGGGUGAAGAAGAUAGUGUGUGAGGAUGGAAAAUUGGGCGAUACUGAAGUGAUUUGCGAUCUCAAUGAUAGUGAGUAA
Molecule: messenger RNA, 690 nt
Organism: Penicillium malachiteum
Lineage: Eukaryota; Fungi; Ascomycota; Eurotiomycetes; Eurotiales; Aspergillaceae
Product: Carbon-nitrogen hydrolase
Exons: 3
Coding region: 1-690 (229 amino acids)
Molecular function (GO): catalytic activity
Source: RefSeq, a predicted model, not a curated record